Molecule: messenger RNA, 1317 nt
Organism: Orycteropus afer afer
Lineage: Eukaryota; Metazoa; Chordata; Mammalia; Tubulidentata; Orycteropodidae
Product: putative tripartite motif-containing protein 75
Exons: 1
Molecular function (GO): protein binding; zinc ion binding
Source: RefSeq, a predicted model, not a curated record
AUGGCACUUGAAGCAGCCCUGGCAGGACUCCAGGCAGAAGCCAACUGCCCCAUCUGUCUGGAUUACCUGAGAGACCCUGUCACCAUCGAAUGUGGCCACAACUUCUGUCGCUGCUGCAUCCAGAAGUCCUGGGAAGAUCGACAGGACAGCUUCCCUUGCCCUGUAUGCCGCCACCCAUGCCAAGAGCUGCAGCUCAGGAGCAACACCCAGCUGGGAAAUAUGGCCGACAUUGCCAAGCUACUCUACAUCACCAGGAGCAAGAGGCACAGGGGGGAACAAACACGCUUGUGUGAGAAGCACAAUGAAGUCCUGACCCUUUUCUGUGAGGAGGACCUGGAAGUCUUGUGUGUUCUGUGCACUCAGCCCCCUGACCACCAGGAUCACUACGUGAGAUCCAUAGAGGAAGCUGCCUCUCAUCACAGGAAAAGCCUCACAAGUUACAUCCAGUCCCUGAAGAAGGAUGUGGCAGAUCUUCAAGUACUACUAACCACUCAAGAGAGAGAACCAUUAGAACUGAGAGAGAAGGUGGAAAAUCAGAGGCAAAAGUUAUUCUCUGAAUUUGAGCACCUGAACCAGAUUUUAGACCAUGAGCAUGAGGCAGCUCUCUCCAGGUUAGCUGACGAACAGAAACACGUUCAACAGAAACUAAAUGCAAACAUGACAGCAUUUUCAAACUACAUUUCUACACUCAGAAGUCUACAAAAAGAGGUAGCAGAAAAGAGUGUGAUGUCAGAAGUCAAGUUGCUGACAGAUAUCAAGAGUAUCCAUGACAAGUAUGAAAGUCUCAAGACCCCAGCUCUAUAUUCUUUCAAGUUAAGGAAGGAAGGAUUCAGUCUUCCUCCACAGUACUCGGUUCUGCAGAAAAUUAUACAUAAAUUUAAAACAGAUGUGACUCUGGACCCUGAAACGGCACAUCCUAAUUUGCUUACAGCUGAGGAUAAAAAGUCUGUAACAUUUGUGACGAAAAGGGAAAGACUUUAUCCUAAUCUAAAGAGAUUUAUCUUUUCCCCAGUUGUCCUGGGUUCUGAAGCUUUCAAUUCUGGCAGACAUUACUGGGAAGUCAAAGUGGAUGACAAGCCUGAAUGGAUGGUGGGAGUGUGUAUAGACUCUCUUUCCAGGAAAGGAAAGCAUCUUCCAACAGGGCAGAACAGAUGCUGGGCAAUUCAGCUUCUCAAUGGUGACUAUGUUGCACAAAGUGCUGUUCCAGUCACUCUUGUGUUAAAGGAAAAACCCAGAGGGAUUGGUAUUUAUCUAGACUAUGAGUUGGGUGAGAUUUCAUUUUACAAUUUGAAUGGCAGGUCUCAUAUCCAUUCUUUC